GCAGGAUAUCGAGGAUCACGUCGCCUUUGUAAUCACUGUCCCCACUGCGCUGGCUAUUUUCCUCACUAUCUUUGUUCUGGUCUGCAUCGAGUCCAUCUUCAAGAAGCUGCUCCAAGUUUUCUCCUUGGUGAUCUGGGCCUGCCUGGUUGCCAUGGGUUACCUCUUUAUGUUUUUUGGAGGAAUCAUCUGUCCCUGGGAUCAGGUGUCUUUCUUCUUGUUCAUCAUCUUUGUGGUAUACACCAUGCUCCCCUUCUCCAUGAGAGAUGCCAUCAUAGCCAGCGUGCUCACCGCGUCCUCUCAUACUGUUGUCCUCAGUGUCUGCCUCUCCUCUACAGUCGACCAUGUGGAGCCCCUAGUAUGGCAGAUCCUGGCAAAUAUCAUAAUUUUCAUAUGUGGGAACCUGGCAGGAGCAUACCAUAAGCAUCUGAUGGAACUGGCGCUAAAACAGACAUAUCAAGACACCUGCAACUGUAUAAAAUCACCCAUCAAACUGGAGUUUGAGAAGAGACAACAGGAACGUCUGUUGCUGUCUCUGCUUCCUGCUCACAUUGCCCGAGUGAUGAAAGCUGAAAUCAUACAGAGACUACAGGGGCCGAAGUUUGGUCAGGUGGAAAACACCAACAACUUCCAUAAUUUAUAUGUACAACGUCACACUAAUGUCAGUAUUUUGUAUGCUGACAUUGUUGGAUUUACCCGUUUGGCCACCGAUUGCUCACCUGGAGAGUUGGUCCAUAUGUUGAAUGAGCUAUUUGGCAAAUUUGACCAGAUUGCCAAGGAAAAUGAAUGUAUGAGAAUUAAAAUUUUAGGGGACUGUUAUUACUGUGUAUCUGGCCUCCCAGAGUCCUUGCCAAAUCAUGCCAACAACUGUGUGAAGAUGGGUCUUGACAUGUGCGAAGCUAUUAAGAAAGUGCGAGACGCCACAGGAGUGGACAUUAACAUGCGAGUUGGUGUUCACUCUGGAAACGUUCUCUGUGGUGUGAUUGGCCUCCAGAAAUGGCAAUAUGAUGUCUGGUCACAUGAUGUGACUUUAGCCAAUCACAUGGAAGCAGGUGGUGUACCUGGACGAGUCCACAUCACCUCAGUGACUCUUGAGCACUUGAAUGGGGCAUAUAAGGUUGAAGAUGGAGAUGGCCAGGAGCGUGAUCCUUAUCUAAAAGAGCAUGGAGUUGUAACCUACUUAGUGAUCAACCCAAAGGCAGAGAGAAAAAGUCCUCAGCACCACUACAGACCCAGACACGCCAUGUAUGGGACUAAAAUGAGAGCUUCAGUGAGGAUGACCAGAUACCUGGAGUCAUGGGGUGCAGCCAAGCCUUUCGCCAACCUUCACCACAGAGACAGCAUGACCAAUGAGAAUGGAAAAAUCAACACCGCUGAUGUCCCCAUGGGCCAGUACCACUUUCAGAGGCGUUCAGAGAGAACAAAAUCUCAGAAGAAGCGUUUUGAGGAGGAACUCAACGAGAGGAUGAUUCGAACUUUUGAUGGCAUCAAUUCUCAAAAACAAUGGCUCAAAUCGGAGGACAUUCAGAGAAUAUCUUUGUUUUUCCACAAUAAAGCAUUGGAAAAAGAGUAUAGAGCAACGACCCUGCCGGCCUUCAAAUAUUAUGUGACCUGUGCCUGCUUGAUAUUCUUCUGCAUUUUCAUCGUUCAGAUCCUGGUUCUGCCAAAAACGGCAAUAUUGGGAAUAUCAUUUGGAAUGUCUUUCUUAAUUCUGUCUGUGAUUCUGCUCAUUUGCUUCAUUGGGCAUUUCUUGCAUUGCGAUAAGACAGCCUCUGCAUCUUGGCUCUGGAUCCUUAGAUCCUCCGGAAUCAUUGCCAACAAGCCCUGGCCACGCAUCACCCUCACCAUGGCAACCACAGCCCUCAUCCUGAUCAUGGCUGUCUUCAAUAUGGUAUGUCAACCACAAUAUUUUAUCUACAGUUGCAUUCUGGGCCUGAUUUCCUGCUCAGUGUUUCUGAGGAUCAACUAUGAAUUGAAGUUGCUCAUCAUGCUAACAGCCGUGGUGCUCUACAGCAUCAUCAUACUUCAAACACACGCAUCUCUGCUGGACGAAUACAGUAAAUUCCUCUACAAAACAGAGAUCCCGGAUAGGCCAGGAGUUCUGAAAGACUUGAAAACUAUGGGCUCUAUAUCUCUCUUUAUAUUCUUCGUCACUCUGCUUGUUCUAGCUAGACAGAAUGAAUAUUACUGUAGGUUGGAUUUCCUGUGGAAGAACAAGUUCAAGAAAGAAUGUGAGGAGAUAGAAACCAUGGAGAACCUUAAUCGUGUUCUGUUGGAAAACGUUCUUCCAGCCCAUGUAGCAGAGCACUUUCUGGCCAGGAACUGGAAGAACGAGGAUUUGUAUCACCAAUCAUAUGACCUGGUGUGUGUGAUGUUUGCUUCUAUCCCGGACUUCAAAGAGUUCUACACAGAAUCAGAUGUAAACAAGGAAGGUCUUGAGUGCCUCAGACUACUCAACGAAAUCAUUGCAGACUUUGAUGAGUUGCUCUCUAAGCCUAAGUUUAGUGGAGUGGAGAAGAUAAAGACCAUUGGAAGCACAUAUAUGGCAGCCACUGGACUUAAUGCCACACCAGGACCAGAAUAUACACAGGAGCAUGACAGGCAGUACAUGCACAUUGGUACCAUGGUGGAGUUUGCCUUUGCACUGGUGGGGAAGCUGGAUGUCAUCAAUAAACAUUCCUUCAAUGAUUUCAAACUUAGAGUGGGUAUUAAUCAUGGACCUGUGAUAGCUGGGGUGAUUGGAGCUCAGAAGCCCCAAUAUGACAUCUGGGGCAACUCAGUGAAUGUAGCAAGCAGAAUGGACAGCACAGGAGUGCUGGGAAAAAUACAGGUUACAGAAGAGACGAGUCGUAUCUUGCAGACAUUAGGCUACAUGUGCACAUGCAGAGGAAUUAUAAACGUGAAAGGGAAAGGAGAGCUCAAAACAUACUUCGUCCACACUGAGAUGAGCCGGUCUUUAUCCCAGGGGAAUGUAAUGCCAUGAAGCAUAGCAACAAACAUGCAAUGAACUGCAGACAUCUACAAACGGGAAUACAAGGGACAUUUGUAAAUAAUUGCUCCUAGUCUUUAGAUGCACGAAGUAUUGGAUGUAUUGAAAGUGAUACCAUUUCUACUGUAUCUCAUAGGCAGGUUUUGUGCACAGGGUACUACUGUAAGUAUGGUAGCAAAUUAUUUUGUAAGAAAAUCAAAUAU
This is a messenger RNA of Sinocyclocheilus rhinocerous, 3189 nucleotides long. Its product is annotated as adenylate cyclase type 2-like. Gene Ontology annotation, biological process: adenylate cyclase-inhibiting G protein-coupled receptor signaling pathway; intracellular signal transduction; adenylate cyclase-activating G protein-coupled receptor signaling pathway. NCBI's taxonomy places the organism in Eukaryota, Metazoa, Chordata, Actinopteri, Cypriniformes, Cyprinidae. Gene Ontology annotation, molecular function: adenylate cyclase activity. The coding region runs from base 152 to 2980 and encodes 942 amino acids. The transcript has 23 exons. The record is from RefSeq and is a predicted model, not a curated record. Gene Ontology annotation, cellular component: plasma membrane.